UGCUUGUACGGCGCUAAACGAAAACUUGAAGAAUCAUGCCACCGAAAGCGAGUGGUAAAGCUGUGAAGAAGGCCGGAAAGGCUCAGAAGAACAUCAGCAAAACCGAUAAGAAGAAGAAAAGGAAGAGGAAGGAGAGCUAUGCCAUUUACAUCUAUAAAGUACUGAAGCAAGUUCAUCCUGACACUGGAAUCUCGAGCAAAGCUAUGAGUAUAAUGAACUCAUUUGUCAACGAUGUUUUCGAGCGUAUCGCUGCUGAAGCAUCGCGUUUGGCACAUUACAACAAACGCUCGACGAUCACCUCUCGGGAGAUCCAAACUGCUGUUAGACUUUUGCUGCCUGGAGAACUGGCGAAGCACGCUGUGAGUGAAGGCACCAAGGCUGUCACCAAAUACACCAGCUCGAAGUAA
Molecule: messenger RNA, 407 nt
Organism: Cyphomyrmex costatus
Lineage: Eukaryota; Metazoa; Arthropoda; Insecta; Hymenoptera; Formicidae
Product: histone H2B
Exons: 1
Coding region: 36-407 (123 amino acids)
Cellular component (GO): nucleosome
Molecular function (GO): DNA binding; protein heterodimerization activity; structural constituent of chromatin
Source: RefSeq, a predicted model, not a curated record